Molecule: messenger RNA, 785 nt
Organism: Mytilus trossulus (common blue mussel)
Lineage: Eukaryota; Metazoa; Mollusca; Bivalvia; Mytilida; Mytilidae
Exons: 3
Coding region: 50-667 (205 amino acids)
Source: RefSeq, a predicted model, not a curated record
UGUUCGCUCCUUUCCGGUUAAAACAGUUAGAUCUCCAAACGAUUGCCGGAUGUUGACAUUUUUCGUUACUAAUGUACACUUAAUCACGACACCUGGUGAUAACGGUAUACCUUUACCUGGUCAGAUAAUAAAGAUGCAUCGUAAAGAAUUUGGUACGAGUGGUGGUGUGAAUCUGUUUGAACGUGGACCUCACAACCCAAUACCUACCCACAACUAUCUAAGUGGGGAUGGAAAGUCUAACAUCUACAUGGGAGCGGCUCAUUAUGUUCCGUCAGAGAUAGACUGGAUUAAGUACCAUCAGUACAGGUCCUUACCUCGAGAUACCAAACGUGAUGCUAUUGACAUGCAGUCUGAGGACCAGUGGGUGGAGUUCAUGAGGAACAGAGAUACACCUGGUGCAUAUUACCACAAGGACGUUGGUUUAAAACAGACUGGAAUUCCAGAUCUGCGACUAGGAGGAUACACCAGGAAUUUACCAACAAUGCCACCGAAAGAUGUCUUCCAAGAUCCCUGGCCUAAGUCUGAUGCCUGGGCGCCGCCGCAGAGAGCAGGAAGAGGAGACUAUUAUGGAUAUUAUCACGAGGCAAUAGAGGCCGAAAGAGAAAGAAGGAAGAAAGAACUUCCAGAAAGCAUGCGUAUCGAACCCAGAGACAUUCCAAAGUUGUGAUUGUAUCAUAUUUCUUUAUUUGUUUUGCAAUUCGUUGACUGUGCUGUUAAUCCUGCUUGUUUGUACUUUAGAAUAUCAGUAUUAUAAUUUGUUAAUGUGAAUACAUGACACAAUCGUU